Messenger RNA from Phragmites australis (common reed), 2467 nucleotides. Its product is annotated as serine/threonine-protein phosphatase 7 long form homolog. The coding region runs from base 789 to 1691 and encodes 300 amino acids. NCBI's taxonomy places the organism in Eukaryota, Viridiplantae, Streptophyta, Magnoliopsida, Poales, Poaceae. The record is from RefSeq and is a predicted model, not a curated record. The transcript is spliced from 6 exons.
UAUUAUUGAUGUACUGCAAUACUUGUAGGUUGGCAGCGGCCGGACUCCUACCGCUUUGCCGGUUGGUCGAGGCCCGAUCGACGGAGAACCCCGAGGUUGCAGCCCGUCAUUUCUACUUCGAUCGGUCGCUGAUAACAGCACUGGUCGACCGUUGGAGGCCGGAGACACAUACGUUCCACCUACCGUGCGGAGAGAUGACCCCGACCCUGCAGGACGUGUCCUACCUCUUAGGCCUUCCUUGCGCGGGAGCUGCUGUUGGGGUCAUCGAUAUGCAGGAUGACUGGAUCAACGACAUGCAUCAGCGAUUUGGGCCGGUGCAGCGAAACGCAGACGCACCCCCCUACGUGCCUGAGUUCUUAUCCGAUGCACGAGGGCCAACGAAGAAGUGGAUCCUAUAGUUCCAGCCGGCGUACACCCACCCACACGCCAACGCAUACGCGGUCUCGAGACAUUUGGAGGCCUAACUCCUUUGGUUGUUUGGAUGGGUGAUGUUCACUAGUGGCCAAGGCCACCUGGUUACGAGGACACUUGUGCCGUACGCCCGGUCGAUAUCGGACGCUGAUGCGGAGGACAUACCGUAGUUCAGCUGGGCAUCCGUUGUUCUUGCUGCGACGUAUCGGGCGCUCUGCGACGCAUGCACGAAGAAGGAGGCUCUAGCCACUUUCGCCGGGUGUCCACUUCUUCUUCAGCUAUGGUCGUACGAGCAUUUCGCCAUAAGCAGGCCGGUGGUGGAUCGCUCCCCGUACCCAGAGGAAUGGUACGACGAGACGGACGAGGACGCGCCCACAAUGGCCUCGCUGUGGUGUCGUCGACGGCCACACUGGGCCCACGAGCAGCCUCGCAGCGCGUACGAGCAUUUUCGUACCCAGUUCGACAGGCUACGUCCCAACGAUGUGGUAUGGGAGCCAUACAGCAUUCGAUCCGUGCAUACAUGGGCAGGGUUGGGUUUGUCACCCUUGUGCACCCGCGACGAGGAGUACUGGCUCACCAAGGCGCCCCUUGUCUUCGACAUCUACGUCGAAGAGUACUCACCGCACCACGUCAUGCGGCAGUUUGGCCGUCACCAGGCAUUCCCGGUCGUCCCCAUCCGUACCGUCCCCUUGCAAGUCCACAGGUACACGCGGAAAGGCCAGCCAGCUGGCAACCUCUGGGCGGACCGCUUGGCCUCUUACGUGGCAACAUGGGCCCAAGCGCUACAGGACGUCGUUGAUGAGGCGCGUCCCCACACCGAGGGGAACUUCAGGGAGUACCUACGGUGGUACGUGCCACGUACUCGGACACGUGUCACGUACACCCCUGAGGAUGUCCGGGCCCAUGCCGCAUCGACAACGGAGACAUACCCGGUGCAUUGGGACGAGGACGCCGCUUUAGCAACAGAUAUCAUUUAUGACGUAAAUAGGGAUGCAACUGCUGCCAUGGAACGCGUCCGGCAAGGGCAUCACCUAAGUGCGUCGGAUGUUGCGAGCUUCAUUAGACGGGUUUUCGACAAGACGACGUGCGCCUUGAAGCUCACCUCCUGCCGAUCUAGCACAGAUGUAGCAGGGCCGCCUCCCAAGACAAGUGGUGUACACGCCGAGUCGUCUCGGCCGUCUGACGUGCACCGACGUUCUUCUGCUUCGGCACCCACACGACCCCUUCUAUCACGUCCUGGAGGGUCCGAGCAACAUGGUACGAAUUAUACUUUUGAAUAAUAUUGACCAAUAUCCUUUACUUAUUGUUAUUAAACAUUCAUUAGGUCCGUCUGCACAAGUCUCGACGCAGCCUCGUAGAUCGAGCCCUGUGCGUCCACAGUCAGGUACUCCGGGAACUCUUCUUCCUACUUUCUAAUACUUUCGGCAGAAUAAGUUAGAACUGUGCUCAGGUUACUUCGGUGACGAGGCCGGUCCGUCUUCGGCGGCCCCACGCCCUACCCCCCCCCCCCGCAACGUACUACAGCACGUCAGCGUGACCUUCUUCUGCUGCACCGUCGUACCACGCAGGCCCCUCUAGCCAGUACACAUGGACGCAUGCCGAGCCUUCACAGUCCUCCUACCCUAGUCAGGGGGAUGAGGCUGGCCCCGACACCGCAUACGACAUCGUCCGGGACUUCUUCGGGGGCACACCUGACUACGACGUCCUUCAGCGGUCCCAGGUUUCCAGUGCACCGCUUCGGACACAGCCCACGCACGACGAGCCCUCGACACCGGUGGUCUCUACUAGUCCUACCAGACACGUCGGCCCACCCGACCCCCUCACCUACUCCAGGGGUCACGUGAGGGUUAACCAGCGGCAUCGGGACCACGAUGGGGCGCACGGGCGACGGCAACGAGGGAGGCAUGAGUAGCAUUUUACAUUUUAUGUAACUAACAUAUGCAUAUUCGCUUCGUGAUGUACUCCUAUGUAGUAAGACACGUUCACUUUGUAUGGUCGACUUAGCAUUUCGUAAAUGCAUUUCAUAUUCAGACACGUUCAAUGAAGAAGUGACCAC